AUUACACAUAAAACGGUGUCCAUUGAAUGUUUCUGCUGUAAAGAAUAUAAGUAAAUAAAAAUUGACAUAAUUAUAAAUGAUUCAACAGACGUUGCAGAAAUGAAAAUUUUGUCAUGGAAUAUCAACGGGAUAAGAGCUAGUAAAAUUGAUUUGAAGAAUCUAUUUGAUUCCCUAAAUGCUGACGUGAUAUGUCUUCAAGAAACAAAGGUUACUCGAGAUAUGCUGGAUGAGCCUACAGCUAUUGUUGAUGGCUAUAACUCAUAUUACAGCUUUUCUAGGAAACGAAGCGGAUACUCAGGUAGGGCUAUGAGCCAGAUAUUAAAGGAACUUCACAAAAUGGAAAUGUGCGGAACUAUGGGAAACCAUCUUCCCUUUAAAAAAGAUGAAUUACAAGAUCUGGAUGCAGAAGGAAGGGCAAUAAUCACCCAGCAUAGGAUCCGGUUUGAAGAUGGAUGUGAAAAAGAUCUGGCUAUUAUUAAUGUAUACUGUCCGAGGUUUGACCCAGAAAGACAUGACCGACACCACUAUAAGUUAAGAUUUUAUGCUUUACUUCAGACCAGGGCAGAGGCGCUGUUAAAAAGUGGAAGUUGUGAAGCAACUGACGAGGAGUCUCAGAAUAACAAAAGACCAAGCAGAAUUUGGUUUAACCAGAUGUUUUGGGAGAGAGGUAGGGAUCCAAGUCUUGAGACGGAGCUUAACCAGGACGAGUUCAGUGCUGUCACACCACACACAGUAGGUGGGAAGUUUGUCGAUACCUAUAGGUACUUCCAUCCUGAAAAAGAAAAUGCUUUCACAAACUGGUGCACUCUAACAAACGCCAGGGCUACAAACUAUGGUAGGAGGCUUGAUUACAUAUUAGCAGACAUUGAACUUGCAACAAAAUGUCUCACAGAUGCCAGCAUCCUACAGGACGUAGAAGGCUCAGACCAUUGUCCUAUAACGAUUAAUCUUAACUGUACAUGUUUACCACCAAAGACAUGUCCCCCAUUGUGUACAAAAUUUAUGCCGGAAUUCAGUGGGAAGCAACAGAAGUUGUCAACAUUCUUCAUGAAGCUGACGAAAAAAGUAACAAGUGAUACUCCUGAUGUUAGUGAAAAUAUUAAAGAAACAGAUGAAGUUGAAGUUGUAAAGGAAGAAAUAAAAAGUUGUUCAAAAUCUGUAAGUAGUUUGAAAAGGCCAGAAAAAUUCAAUAAUGUGCCGCAGCCUUUGAAAAAACAGAAAACUGCGGAGAUGAAAAAGUCUAAUAGCAGUUCAAAACAAGCUAGCUUAAUGUCGUUCUUCAACAAUAAAGGUGCUGAUAAGAAAAGUGCUGUAAAACUAAGCCAGGAUGUUAAAGUUGAACACAUUAAAAGUGCUGACAAAAUUAAAACCAUUGAGACAUCCAGUAAAUAUUUCAAUAAUACUGACAAAUCCACUGAAAAGGCAAAUGAUGCGGAGGAUAAAUCGAUGAAGACGAGUGUCAUUAAUGAAAAUUCUUCAAAGACAGCUAGUGCAUGGAAGAACUUAUUGGGAGGUCUUGGACCAGCUCCCUUGUGCAAGGGUCAUAGUGAACCUUGUGUUUUACGUAUGGUUAAAAAGCCGGGGCCAAAUAAAGGAAAGCAGUUCUACACAUGCGCUAGAGGGGAGGGUUUAAAGUCCAAUCCUGAAGCAAGGUGUGACUUCUUUAAAUGGGUAGUGAAGAAGAAAACAUGAUGAAUUUAAACUAGUUGUCUCUUUUGACUUUUUGGUAGGCCAAAUUGUCUGGACUUUUUUAUCUUUAUUUUCUCACAGAAAUUAGUUAUUCUUAUUUCUUUUAUAUAUAUUUUUACAUGCAAAGAAAAUCUUUUUUUUUUAUUUGGAGAUGGAAUACACUGAAUGUAUUCUACAAAUAAAAUGAAUAUGCCUGUAAAUCUUUUAAUAAUAUUAAUCAGUCAAGACAU
Messenger RNA from Ruditapes philippinarum (Manila clam), 1919 nucleotides. RefSeq names its product DNA-(apurinic or apyrimidinic site) endonuclease 2-like. The record is from RefSeq and is a predicted model, not a curated record. Gene Ontology annotation, cellular component: nucleus. The coding region runs from base 100 to 1692 and encodes 530 amino acids. Gene Ontology annotation, biological process: base-excision repair. Gene Ontology annotation, molecular function: DNA binding; zinc ion binding; endonuclease activity. NCBI's taxonomy places the organism in Eukaryota, Metazoa, Mollusca, Bivalvia, Venerida, Veneridae. The transcript has 7 exons.